Molecule: messenger RNA, 7304 nt
Organism: Debaryomyces tyrocola
Lineage: Eukaryota; Fungi; Ascomycota; Pichiomycetes; Serinales; Debaryomycetaceae
Source: the annotation of a GenBank genome assembly
AUGACCAUUUGUCAAAAUUAUCUGCAUUUUCUUAUAUAUCGUUGUAUGUAUUUAUACCUUUUUUAAUAAAUUCUUGUAUUUUUUAUAUCGAAUAUAGAAUCGUAAAACAUUAGAUUUGCGCGUAUAGAAGUUUAAGUUUUUAUUAUAUUAAUGAAUUCUUACGCCAUUACAUGUUUGUUUCAGCCUAUCAAAAGAUCAGUCUGCCAGAGCUAACGUUAUUUUUAGAUGACAUUUACAGAAAUAUAACCCAUGACGACAAUACCGACUUUAAAAAGUUAAUAUUGUAUCUUUAUGGAUUCACCAGCUCUAAGUUACAGGUGUUACAGCAGGAAGACGAUGUGAAUUUCAAUGAGAACAUAGGUUUACUUAAGAGGUUAAUAAGUACUAUCGAGUUGGUUCUAACUAAAAGAAAGCACUUGCUAAAUGUCGAAAUAACAAGUGAAGAAGAUGCCCAAAUAUUCAGUCUUGAUACCAGUAACAAUGUCCAAAACGACCCCCAAUUAUUAUAUGAAUGGGCAAUUUUUUUUGGGUUAAAAUACAUAGUUGCGUUCAACGAUAGUAAUGAGAUAACGAAUAUAGUGAAGAGUUACAUUAUAGAUAUCAUAAAUUUGGUUACAACAAAUUUGCAUAAUUUCAGAUACAAGAAUCAGAUCAAACUAAAAUUAUUAAAAAUAUUUGAUGAUAAUUUGAAUAAACUAUUCAAUUCUCUAAGCAUAGCGAAUUCAUUAUUGAAUUUCAAUUCGACUUACUCGAAAGAUCUUGCAAGAACUAUUCAUUUGUUCUCCAUUUUGAAUGAUUAUGAUUUAUCUGUUAAACUACUACUCAACAUAAAUAGUAUGGAAUUAAAAUUUGAAUCAUACGCUAGAAAAUUAUGGUUUAUUCUCAAUCUGAUUGAUUUAAAAUUAAUUGUUGUGAAUGAAUCAGACUCGAAUCUAAGGUUGUUAGACAGCCUAAAGUCUGUAUUGGUAUUAAACUUAACAAACAAUUUGGUGAUCAAUGAAUCUGUUAAUUGGUCUCAAAUUUCAUUGGUUAUUAAUUGGAUUAUUGACCACAUGAAGUCAUUCGACGACAAUACUUCAAACACGUACAAUUUACAAUUAGUCGCCUUAAACAGAUCUAUAAGCUAUAGUUUAUUAAGGGUAUUUCAAUUAUGUCGGGAAAAAGACUGUUUGGAUUCCUUCAUCAACUCCUUUCAAUUAAAUUCGUUCAUAAUAUCAAUAUCCAACAAGCAUACGAAUUUUCCUGAAAUAAUCAUCAAAUCAUUGCAUCUAAUUAAUUAUCAAUAUGGUAUUACUACCAACAAUUUAAAAAUAAUUGAUUUUUAUCGAAGUAACAAGUUCGUCAUUACUCCAUUCAACGAUUUCGAACUAGAUUCGUUAAAACUAGAAUUGAAUGAGUACGCUUACAAAUUAAGCCAUGAAAAUAAAAUAAUAUGCAACCUACUAGAUUUCAUAGUCAUACCAAAAUCUAUGAUUAACGAUUAUGAUAAUAAUGAUCAGUUUAAUUUUGGCUCUUGGAUUAAUCAUAUCAAACUACUUAUUGAUAAGGAUCUUCGAGACCCUAAUCGCGAUACCAGGAUAUUCGAUAAUAGAUCAACAUUAUAUACACUAAUAACUUCGUUAGGUCAUUUUCCAUGCCUCGUCAGUGGUGACUACCAUUUUAAAGUUGAAGAAUGCACAAGAUGUGGUAAUUGUCCAAUGAAUAAAACUUAUUAUGAGACUGUGUCAUCUCUUAGAAAAUAUGUUACGGAUCAGCAAGAUAUGCAAGUCUAUUAUAAAAACAUUAUCUGCGAUUUUUUGUUAGGUGACAAAAUUAGGAUUAUUCAAAAUGAUCCUUUAUUGUGCUCUAAUAUGUUAUUAACUAUUUUCAAGCUUUUUGUUUCGUUUAAACCUCCAACAAAAUAUAACUAUAAUGAGGAUAUAAUUUUUAGGUUUGUCAUGAGGUGCUUGAGCCAGAGUCUUAACAGGGAUGUAAGAAUACUUGCUACUAGGAUAUUACCUCUCUACUUGAUAUCACCUAAAGAUGAAAUCCUUGAAGCGAGCUUUCGUUCCAUGUUUCGGGAGGUUUCUCAAAUAAAAUUUGAUAACGAUAGCAGAAAGAUAUAUCUUGCUGAAUCAACAAUUAAAGCUCUAGGUGAAUUGGCCAUUAUAUCUGAAGGUGAAUGGCUAUGUGUCUUAUUUAUUAAAUUAAUUGACCUCUUUGGAGAAGCAAAUGAACAACAUGUAAAUUUGGUUUACAGUGAGUUUCUAAAUGUUGCAGCUGCCAAGUGUCUUACCCCUUACAAGCUUCUUUCGCCCUUCUUACCAAGUAUUGCUGAACGAAUUGUAAAGCAACCACGAAUGCUACAAAAGAUCACAGAGUUGUUAGGCGUUUCAAAAAAAUACUUCUUGAAUAGAACAAAAGAAUACACCACUCCGAGAUUCUUAGAAUAUUAUAAGUAUGAUUUUAUCCAUGAGAUAGCUGAAGCUUCAGGAAUGUCAAAAUGGAAAUUAAUUACUAGGCAUUUACCAAGAAUCAUGGCAACAUAUUUAUGUAAAGAUGAUACAAUCAAUGAAUCCUAUAUCAUCAAUGUUUUAAGUAAUGUUAGCCCUGAAUAUAAAACUUUAUCAAUGACUGAUUUGAUUUCUAGCGUUGGAGAGAUAACAUGGUUCAUAUUACUUCAAAUCCAAAUUGAAGAGAAAGCAAAUUUUCAAAAUGAAGGAAAAAUUUUAAAUGCCUUAAGAUAUGUCUCAAAAAUUAAUUUAUUAAAGAACGGAAGUAAUAAGAAAACAAUUCCAAAAGAUUUUGAUUAUAUAGAAAAUCUUUUGGGUGACCAUGUUUUAGAAUUGGUCCAAAGAUUUUCUGAAAACGUACAUCAUAUAAAAGGUACGAAGCCCUAUCUUGAGAAGGUUAGCUCUUUGCGGGCAAUUGAAUUUCUUAUUAGUAAUAAUACUGCUGCUGCUGCAUCAGCUUUGGGUCAAAUAUCCACCUGUUUACAAGCAACGUUGGAAAAUCCUGAUUUUGAAUUGCCUGCAAUCAGAUGUUGGAACGUGCUAGUACAGAAUUUACAAACAAAUCAUUUAAUAUCGCUAUUCGAUAUCAUCAUUUCCUUAAUAUUUCAAAAAUUUAACAAACUAGAACACAGAUCUAAAUUGAUAGCUGUUGAUAUUUUAAAAAAAUUAUUUCUAGAAUUGAGAGAUAAAUAUAACAAGUAUUCGCUAUACUAUUUUUCAGUUCCAUUUAUUGAGAACUUGGACAAAUAUUAUAAACUUGAUGCAAGCUUUCGAAACUUGAUGAAACCAAAGUCGAAAACCAGUUAUUUUCCAGAAUUUACCAGAAGAUUGAAAACAAGCAAUAAGUAUGUUGUGCAACAAGCGUUAGAUGAUCUCAUCAAUUAUACAACAAAAUAUCAGGAAAGGUGUCAGAACGAAGACUUCAAAGACCCAUUGCUCGAAGAUUGCAUAUCUGAGCUUAUGCGAACUUUGUUAGAUACAGCUUCCAAAUUCAAGAAUGAUAAUAAUGAGAUAUCCACAAGCUGUGCAAAGGCGCUUGCAAUCAUAGGGGCAUUAGAUUCAAACAAAUUUAAUUUGAAAACAAUCAAAGAUCAAGUUAUAAUUAUACAUGAUUUUCAUGAUUAUAAGGAAAAUGCUGAUUUUUUACGACACUUUAUGGAAAAUAGAGUUAUAAUGUUAUUCUGGGCAUCAAACGAUCCAAUCAAGCAAUUGUUUUCUGCAUAUUCAAUGCAAAAGUUCUUGGAGGUUUUGAGGCUAGACAGCAGUGUACUUAAUCCGACUAGUCAAGAUUUAUUAGCUGAAACUUGGAAAAACUUCAGUGAUGUCGCAAAAUCUACGUUAACUCCACUCUUAUCAUCAAAAUAUGUAUCGCCGAUAUCACGAUUUGAGCGACUCCAAUUUCCAUAUUAUAAGGUUGGAUCAAACCACGAAAAAUGGCUUAUUGAGUUUACUUCUAAUUUACUUAAACGGCCUCUUAAGAGUGUCCUUGAAACACAAAAUGAAACAAAAUAUGUGAUUUUUCAAACCUGUUCUAUGCUAGCACGAAAUCAAGACAUUUCAAUAUGCCAAUAUCUAUUAAAAUAUGUUGCUUUGAGUCAUAUAAUUAAUGGUGAUGAAUCUGUGGCAUCAGAUAUCAAGGCAGAGUUUUUACAUAUUUUACAUAUCGAUUCCGCCUCAUUACCCCCCGAUAGAAUCGAGCAGCUAAAAUUAUGUUAUCAAUCGAUUUUUGAAGUUUUGGAUUACUGCAAUGAAUGGGUGUCUGCUGCAACUCAGUAUCUAAAUGACUCUCAAUUACUGAAAACAGAAACUAUCAGGCUUAAAAAGAACAUCGCAUUUGUUGGUAUAUUCUUAGAAAGUAUACCGAUGGAUUUAAUUGCUAUCAAAUCGGCUGAAUGUGAUUCGUACGAGAGAACUAUAUUAUAUUUGGAAAAAUGCUAUAGGGAUGGAAGAGUUGAUGAAUCUUAUUUAAUUGAUAAUCUAAAUAUUGUCAGUACAUUACAAAGCAUGUACUCCAAUAUCAAUGAUUUUGAUGCUCUUGCCGGUAUUUUGAAAAAGUUUUCAACAAAUAACUUGACCGAAAAACUUACUACUUUCCAGUAUAAUGAAAAUUGGUCUCUUGCCCAAGAAUCUUUUCAAGUCUUGAGCGAAACUGGUAAUGAAGAAGAUAAAAUCAAAAAUAAUACGAAGCUAUUAAAGUCAUUAAGCGAUCAUGCCUUAUAUGAUGAAGUUCUUUCUACCUUGGCAGCAAAGAUUGAUCUUGAUAAUUUAAGUAGUAUACCGCUCGAUUGGUCAAUGGUUGGCCUUCAGGCUGCUGUUGUGUCGGGUGACAAGAAUCAAAUCGACAAAUGGACUUAUAUAACAGAUUCUAUUGGUAAACCACAAGAUGUUGAAACUUUGACAAAUUACCAAUUUGCCAAAGGUUUAAAAUUCUUAUAUGAAUCUAAAAAUGAAGACUUCAAGCAAUACAUGGAAAAUAUUUAUCGCACAAUUGGUACAUCCUUAGUCUCUUCUAUGUCUUCUUCAUUCUCCAGGAAUUCAGUUUUAAUGGCUCAAUUACAUAUUAUGUUUGAUUUAUCUUUGAUAGUUUCCAAUUAUCCACUCCUUAACGAGUCCCUCAGGAGAGAAAAUGAAAUUAUUUUAAAGGAAAGAAUCAAAAAUAUCGAUCAGAGCUUUGAUUCUCAAUGGAAAAUAUUAGCAAUGCAUAGAGUAGCCUAUAUGAUUAUCCAAGACAAAAACAAAAUAUCUGAUAUAUUACUUUUUUGUUCAAAGGUUGCAAGAAAAAAUGAAAGGCUUGAUAUUUCUACUAGAAGUAUAAUGAAUGCUAUGGCGUUAAAUGAUAAAGGUGCCAAUAUUGAGUAUGCGGAAUUAUUGUGGGCCCAGGGAAGACAAACAGAAGCUAUCAAGUCCCUUGCCAAAAUCAUUUCCGAUGACCAAUUCAAAAGCAAACAGCAGAAAGCAAGUGUGCAACUUCAAUAUGCAGAGUGGUUGGAUGAGUCAAACCAUAGUUCAUCAGCUACUAUCAUUUCAGAAUAUGUGAAAGCUUAUAAAUUAGAGAGUACUUGGGAAAAGCCCUUUUAUGAUUUGGGGAAGUAUUAUAAUAAAAUCAAAGAAUCACAAUCAGACACAAGUGGAUUCUGUGAGCAGCAAAUUAUUCGAUUUUUCUUAAAAGCAUUAGCGUUAGGUCCAACAUUCAUAUUUGAAGCUUUACCUAAGUUCAUUACAAUUUGGCUUGAUUUUGCACAACAACAGAAAAAGUCUAAAGAAUCUGAACGUAUAAUGAAUCAGAUUAUUCUAGAUAUUAGUUCUUAUAUUGAUGUUAUUCCAGUUUAUGUCUGGUAUACAUCAAUAACUCAGAUUUUAUCUAGAAUUGGACACAAGCAUAAUCCAUCAGCGCAGCUUCUUUUUCAAAUAAUUUUUAAACUUGUUCAAGCGUAUCCUAAACAUAGCUUGUGGUAUGUCUUAUCUCAUUUAAAUUCAAACGAUUCCACAAGAAAACAACGUGUUUCCGGGAUUCUCAAAAAGUUGCAAUCUUCAGAUACGUCAUUGGCAUCUAAUGUACAAAGUGCAAGAGAGUUGUUUAGCAGUCUUAUCAAGCUUGCUGGUUUUAAAAUACUGAAAAAGACUAUUCGAAGAAUGUCAAUAAAGAAUGACUUUGGGAUUAAUAAUUUAAAUGAAAGUUAUGAUUCAUUAGUUAUACCUGUGAGAUCAAACCUUGAAAUUAGGUUGCCUUCAGUUAAGCAUACUAAGAAUUUCGCCAGUGCAUUCCCAAAGUCUUCUAGUGUUACAUUUGAGGGCUUUGAUGAUAUGGUAAACAUAUUUCAUUCUUUACAGAUGCCUCGACAAGUUUUCAUAAGAGGUUCAAAUGGAUUAACGUAUCUUCUUAUGGUGAAGAAAGAUGAUACUAGAAAAGAUGCUAAAGUUGUUGAAUUUACAACCAUGAUAAAUAGAUUAUUAUCAGCUAGUACCGAAGCUAGAAAGCGGAAUCUAAGUAUUGCAAACUAUUCAGUUGUCCCUCUAGCAGAAAACAUGGGAGUUAUCGAAUUUGUACAGGAUGUUGCAACAAUGAAAGCUAUUAUAAAUGAUCAGCGAAAAAGAAUGGGACAGCUCUCCAAUGAUAGAAAGCUUUUCAUGAAACUUGAUGAGGCUCAGAAAAUGGUUAAAAGUAAAACUUCGUCAGACCAGAAUGCUCUAAGUAACCUCAUUGAGUUAUUUGAAAGUAUUUGUAAGACUACACCGCCUGUUUUACAUAAUUGGUUUAUUAAUCAAUUUUCUGACCCUAGAACAUGGUACUUAGCGAGAACUUCAUUCACCAGGUCAUCUGCUGUUAUGUCAAUAGUCGGAUACAUAAUAGGUCUUGGAGAUAGGCAUUGCGAAAACAUGCUAUUUUUCAAGAAAACAGGCUCAGUUCUUCAUAUUGAUUUUGACUGUUUAUUCGAAAAAGGCAAAACAUUACCUACUCCUGAAAUCGUGCCCUUUAGACUAACUCAAAACAUGGUGGAUGCUAUGGGUAUUAGUGGUAUUGAAGGUUCCUUUAGAAUUACUUGCGAAGUAACUGGGUCUAUAUUAAGAGAAAAUGAAGCUUCGUUGAUGAAUAUCUUAGAAACUCUUAUAUAUGAUCCGUUAUUAGAUUGGAAAACGCAGCAAAACCCGCAGGAUCAUUUGAGAAAGGUUAGAAGAAAGAUUAGAGGAUUAGUAGAUGAAAAUGAAGGUUUGCCGAUGAAUAUUCACGGCCAAGUAGAUAUACUCAUACAAGAGGCAUCAGCCGUGGAAAAGCUAUGUCAAAUGUAUGGUGGCUGGGCAGCAUAUACAUAA